Molecule: messenger RNA, 1624 nt
Organism: Anarrhichthys ocellatus (wolf-eel)
Lineage: Eukaryota; Metazoa; Chordata; Actinopteri; Perciformes; Anarhichadidae
Gene: siva1
Product: SIVA1, apoptosis-inducing factor
Exons: 4
Coding region: 101-598 (165 amino acids)
Biological process (GO): extrinsic apoptotic signaling pathway
Molecular function (GO): CD27 receptor binding
Source: RefSeq, a predicted model, not a curated record
CAUAAAGGAUGUGUGUGAUUGGUUCGUUGCCGUCUCCGUUGCAGUUUUCCCGCAACAAACAAGUGUGGAAGUCAGUAGUAGCACGUUAUUUGCAGAGAAAAUGCCGAAACGAGCUUGUCCUUUUCCGGAAACCUUCUCCUCUCAAUACAAAAUACACGUCGGACAACAGGAGCUGAAUAAUUAUGGCGUAUUUGGGAACAAAUACAGGCAAGAAAUAUACGCAAAGACGAAGAACUUGCUCUUCAGCGGUGCCAAGGCUGUGAUGGGCACACUAUGGACCGGAGAGGAGAGGUCCACUGGACAAGCGGACACUCGUGCAUGCAGCCAGUCUCUGCUGAGAGGACAGACAUUGAUCGGACACGAUGGGAGACUGAAGAGAGCAAACGCUGGACAAGGUUCACCAGUGGCUCUCACAUGUUGCUGUGUGUGUCAGAAAAGCCAGGGCUGCAGGACGCCAUGCUCCCAAUGCGACCGCCUAGCCUGUCCCUCCUGCACACGUCAGUGCUCCUGCUGCUCCAGCCUCUGCUGCUCCGUCUGCACCAUCAUAGAUUACAGCGGGCAAUACGAUGAAGUACUGUGCUGCAGUUGCUCGACGUAAAGGAGGACCAACGGAGGCAUCAGGAGUUUAUGCUUCAACAUAAUAGUUGCCUCGCAUGAUAUUUCUAAGACUGCAUUUUAUACCUGUGAUUUUUUUAUUUUUUUUUAUUUAUUUUUUUUUAAAUGUAAUUUGUGUGUGUGUGUUGCAUUCCUAAAGUAACUGAAAUAAACUUCAACGCUUUUAUAUACAGUUGAAUGUUGUCAUCCAUUCAGUGCAUCUUUAAUACAGUCACAGUAUGUAUUUUGAUUAAUUAAAGGGGCAGAGUAAUGGUUGAAUAAAUGAAUAAUAGGCUGUUGAAUAAUGCAGGAAUCGAAAUUGGAUUGUCUGAACAGAAAUCGGCCAAUUAGCUAAAAGGUUUGCUAACUGUCUUCAUGCGUUGUAGAUGCAUCAGCAGGUGGCAGCACAGUUCAAGGUCUCUGCUGUGAGAGUUCCUUUCAGACUGGGCCACGUUCAGCAUCGUACUCUGCGUCCUCGCUGGAGGAACACAUUUGUCUCCGUAUGCUAAAGAAGCACAUUUUCAGCCUUGUAGCUGAAAUAUGGAAGUUUUGUAUUGGCAAUGAAAACACAAUUCCAAUCCAGCCUCUCUGGACUGACCUUGAGGAUCUGCUAUCAAAUAUAUUUAUUGAAACAAGAAGACCCAGAGGUUGAGCAGAACCAGGGCUUUGCUGCAGACCGUUUGGCUGCAAUUAUUCCUCCUGGACAUGACCUUGCAGCGCAGUCAUCACUUUCUCUUGGCUGAGGCUCGUCACUGAUGAUGACUGGUUUCAGGGUCAGGCAUUAUACACUGAGUAAUUGUUCUUGGUGGCAGAAGUCCUGAACACCGCCUCUAUAGAAAUCAAUCACGUGAGAUGGUGUUGGGAUAUUGGCUUGGAUGAGUGCACUUCCUGGAACUCAUUGCAAGUGUGCCUCGGAGCUGUUGAGUCACAUCCCCCUGCUCAGCAGGCCAGUUGUGGCUCCGGUCUUUGGGGAGCUCUGCAGUUGGUGUUCGAGGGCACCGCUUGAUUUCCGGCUGAAUGAACAGACAGC